CUUGCCCAACGGUGGUGAGUUUUUUACCUAACUUUAUUUCCCUCUUCUUUCAGGGAAAUAAAUCUGUAUAUAUGUAAAUGCGCACACGUGUUAUGCUUUCUUCUUGUUUCGGUGGAUCCAAAUCAAUUUCUUUAUUCUCUUCCUUUUAAUCUUGGAGUUUCCCCCUAUUCCUUUCGACUUUUGAGUUGUGGUUAUCUUCCAAUCUCAGGAUUUCGUUUCUCUAUUUCUUUAUAACCCAAAACAAAAUUGGAUCAAAAGUUGUUCGCUUUCGUCGCGUUUGGUGAUUAUAUUCAUCUGGGCUUUAAUCUAGUUUGAGAUAACAACAUGGAAGGAAUCAUUGUGAGGAGAGUUAUACCAUCUGACAACAGUUGUCUCUUCAACGCAAUCGGUUAUGUCAUGGACAAGGACAAAAAGAAGGCUCCUGAGCUAAGACAGGUUAUAGCUGCAGCAGUUGCAAGCGACAAGGAGAACUAUAGUUACGCAUUUCUAGGGAAGCAAAAUGAAGAAUACUGUGCUUGGAUUCUCAAUCCCGAGAAGUGGGGAGGUGCAAUUGAGCUCUCGAUAUUAGCAGAUUACUAUGGUCGAGAAAUUGCAGCUUAUGAUAUUCAAACUAGUCGAUGUGACUUGUAUGGACAGACGAAAAACUACAGUGAAAGAGUUAUGCUGAUCUAUGACGGUCUUCACUACGAUGCUCUUGCUCUGUCUCCAUUUGAAGAAGCCGAGGAGGAUUUCGAUAUGACUAUAUUUUCUGUUGGGAAAGAUAGAUCCAUUGGUGCUAUCGAAGGGCUUGUUCUGAAUCUAGUAAAGGACCAACAAAGUAAAAGGAGUUACACAGAUACCGCAAACUUCACUCUGCGUUGUGGUGUAUGCCAAAUUGGAGUUAUUGGACAAAAGGAAGCUGUGGAGCAUGCUCAAGCAACUGGUCAUGUCAAUUUUCAAGAAUACAAAUAAGAGAAAUGAUUUAUUUGAUUCUUUCAUACAAAUCCAAGAAAGGGGAAAGUAAACUACAUUUGUUAUUUGCUUAGUUUUAAGUCAACUAUUCAAAUUGAGUCUGUUGUGCAAUUAUCUCCUGUUGUUUUGUUCCUUUACUUGUAUCCUUUUUAGGGGGAGCAUCGUUCAUUGUCCAUUGUUGUCUCCCCAAUAAUGUCAUGAAGAAAUUGAACUCAUUGUCUUCAUUUUCUUUGGGUUGUAAACAAAAUUUUUUUCCAGUAAAA
Messenger RNA from Eutrema salsugineum, 1214 nucleotides. RefSeq names its product ubiquitin thioesterase OTU1. Gene Ontology annotation, molecular function: cysteine-type deubiquitinase activity. The coding region runs from base 325 to 951 and encodes 208 amino acids. Gene Ontology annotation, biological process: protein deubiquitination; endoplasmic reticulum unfolded protein response. Gene Ontology annotation, cellular component: nucleus; cytosol. The record is from RefSeq and is a predicted model, not a curated record. The transcript is spliced from 9 exons. Lineage: Eukaryota; Viridiplantae; Streptophyta; Magnoliopsida; Brassicales; Brassicaceae.